Geodia barretti is the source of this 2469-nucleotide messenger RNA. Lineage: Eukaryota; Metazoa; Porifera; Demospongiae; Tetractinellida; Geodiidae. The record is from the annotation of a GenBank genome assembly.
AUGAGGUGGUGGGUGUGUUAUGUCUAGCGGGCCAUACCAACUGUGUGUGUGUGUGUGUGUGAUGUAAACCCUGCAAGGAAUCUGUUACUGAGGGUUAAUCUCUUUAUUACUUGCUUGUGUGUGUGGGUGUGUAGGCAACUUCCUAAGCCUGAGACGGAGAGUAAGCAGACGGCCAGCGGAGAAGGAGGAGGAGGGAGCAGGAGUAGCAGCACUAGUAGUGAUGACUCUGUGGACACAGCACCAAAGACUCAGAGCAGGUUUGAGUGCGUGCAGUGCCACAGCGCCUUCUCGUCUCAGGCCAAACUUACCUCUCACUCUGAGUCUCACUCCACUCAAAAGUCGUUCAAGUGCACCGUCCAGGGAUGUAACAAGGCGUUCCCCACCAAGGAGAAGCUGGGGAAGCACACGGAGAUCCACAAACAGCAGCCGAAGCAGUUCUGCUGUCCGCACGAGAACUGCAACCGAGUGUUUCUGCGCCAGUCCCACCUCAAGAACCACCUCAAGAUCCACGCACACAACUACUUUGUGUGCCCCGUGAUGGACUGCAACGAGAAGUUUGCCUCGGAGGCAGACUACAACGUUCACCUCAACACACACAUGAACUACAGACACAAGUGCCAGGUGGCCGGCUGUGGACACGCCUUCCUCACUCGCAAGCGACUGGAGCUCCACUGUCGAGUCAUGCAUGGAGUGGAGCUACAGAGUCACCAAUCCCUCCUCCCAGUGGCACUCGGUCAUGGCACUCCCCUCAUCCCGCCGCCUCACUCCCACCACCAGCAGCCUCACUCUCCCACACCAAACCGCACUCCACUCUCUCUCUGCUGGAUGCCCGCUGCACCACGAGGCUCAACAGCAAUCGGUGGAGAUACAACUUCUGUGCACAUGGAGGACGGAUACAUCUGCGAGCGGUCGACUCCCCGGCCUCCAGCCCCGACGAAAUCGAGACAAUUCUCUCGGAGUUAAUGACUCCCACUGGACGUUCGGGGAGCAGUUCAAGAUAUUUCUCCAUCUCCUGACGGGGAGUUGUGUGAGAUGGAGGACCAAAGCUGUUCUCUGCCAUGCGCUAUGGAGUCCGAUCAGCGGAUAUAUACUCCCGUACGACGUGUCAGCCCAUCACCAGCUCGUUCGCCACGCUCCAGUCUGGUGGUUGUCGGGAUCCGAGUCUCGACAGCUACCGCUCCAUAUCCCGGCUACUCACCCCGUCAACCCGCACCAUUCAUUAGCCUUCGUCAAGCAACCCUUUCCAGUGGGCGGUGCGGCGGAUCACCCUCCGAUGCACAUGUCUCUAUCUAACUCAACGCAACAGCGCGAGAACAGUGGGAUUUCUAGGACACACCCCCACCACCCCUCUCCCUCCCUCAGCCACCAGUCCCGAUGGAGAUUUUGCCUUCUUCCCGCCCGCUACCCCCUCUUACCACCACCACCCGACAGGCCCUGCCAUCAUACCCCCCACCAGGGAGACGGCGGCGUACAUGAUUCCCGGCGGCCACAACGGAUUCCCCAUGCCACCGACGACACCGCAGCACCACCAGAGAGAGUUCCAUCUCACACAGUUCCCCACAGCCGGAGUCCUCCCCGAGCUGAGACAACAGCAACAACCAGAAUCGUACGAUAUCGAUUUCCCAGACAUUCUCAACGAGACCUCGACGGCCGGUUCCGGCCAGGUUCAGUGCAGUGGUGGAGAGGCAACACAACUCGUUCUCGCUCCACCACCUCUCCUCCCUACUCAGACCAGUCCUGUGAGUGAGGUCAAGAUGGAGAUUGAACACAAAUCCUGCCCGAAUGCCAACAAAACUGGCAAUACUAGUCCCUGCUGGCAAGCUCUGACUCCCACGGCCUCUCCAACCGCACAUUACCCCAACACCUCUUCAAUAAAACUCGAGAUUUUACCCGAAGCGGCACAGGUCUCCUGCAACAUGAAUUCCCAGUCAACCUCACAAACCGCCACCUUUACCAACGGCGGGAGUCAACAUCUGAACACAACUCUGCCUAAUUCGAAACCCGCCGCAGUAUCAUCUGACACACACCUUCAGGCCUUCCUCACCAGCUGCUCCGAACUACCCCCACUACGAGAGCUGGUGACCUCCGACCUCCACCCUACGGUGGUGGUUGUAGCCGUAAGCACUGCUCUAGUUGCAGUCCUGGGUGACCAGACACAGCAGGUGUGUAUCCACGAGAUGAAGGUUAAAGAGGGACCGUACGACAUCCCCAGACUACACUCCCUGGUUACCAGUUUAACCCCUCAGCAGCUGGAGAAACUGGGUACUCCGGAUCUGGUCUCGACGGCCCGAUGCCUUGCCACGCAGCAUCUGGAGGGCCUCGCCGCCGCACGACAGAGGCAGAAGGAAACAAACGCAGCAAACACCACCACUGCCACAUCAUCAUCGAAGUCUAAAUUUCACCAAAAGACGACGGGGAACAGCAACGGAAUAGUAGUCCAGAGCAAGACAUCGGUCAAGGCAUCCAUCA